AUCAGCGGCGGCGAGAAACGCAGGCUCGUCAUCGCCAUGGAGUGCGUCCACAGGCCCAAGCUCCUGCUGCUGGACGAGCCGACUUCGGGUUUAGACGCCACCACCGCGCUGCUCGUGUGCAACAAACUCCGAGACAUCGCAAACGGAGAGCAGGGCCAUUCGCAUCGCGCCGCGGUGGUCACGUCCAUCCACCAGCCCAGGUCGUCCAUCAUGCCGCUGUUCGAUCAGUGCGUGCUGCUCGCGGACGGCAGGGAGGUGUACGCGGGUCCGACGUACGAGGCAAAGCCGGACGGGUCGCUGACCACCGGCGGCGUCAUGGGCUGGCUCGAAGACGUGGGCUACCGCUGUCCCAUGUUCGAGUCGCCGCCCGACUUUCUCCUGGACCUCAUCAACACCCGCGUCGACGAGCCGGACGCGAACACGGUCCCUACAGGCGACGGCGUGACGAUCGACGUGGUCGAGGGCGGGGGUCCGGCCAUUCGCGAUAGGAGCGCGAUGGUGCGCGAGCUGACGGAGUGGUGGGCGACGUGCGAACGGCGGCGCGCUUUCCUCGCCGACGGGGACGCCAUCGCGGAGAUGGAUGACGCCGGACGCCAUCGCGACGAUGGCAAAGGUAACGCGAGACACUGGGCGGUGACCUGGAUGGCCCGGUACGACGCUCUGUUCGGUCGCUCUUUUCUGUUCAAGCUCCGCGAGCCGUCCGGAGUGAUGUCGCAGGCGGUUAACUCGGUCAUCAUGCCCCUGAUCAUCGGCUCGCUGUACUACAACACCCCCUUGACGGUGAGCGGCGCGGCGGACAGGCUUCGCGCGAUAUCCCUGAUCGUUCUCAUCCAGUCCUUCAGUGCCUUCGAUCAGCUCUUGCUGUUCCCGAAGGAGCGCAGCCUCUACCUGCACGAGAGCAACGGAGGGAUGUAUCCGACUUCGGCGUAUUACGUGUCGAGGUCCCUGGUCGAGUUGACGACCAUCGUUCUCUUCGCGCUCACGAGCGCUUGUAUCUCGUACGAAAUGUUCGGGCUAAACGACGGCAGCGGAGCGGCGAGGGUGGAAUACUACUUGAUGAUCGUGGCCGUCACCGUCGCCGGCGCGUCCUUCCUCACCAUGAUCGGGACGAUGUGCAAAACCUUCGAGCAGACCAACGCGGUGGCGGCCACCAUGCUGAUUGUGCUCAUGCUCUUUGACGGCAACUGGAUCAACCGGCGGAACAUACCGGUAUACUACAGAUGGCUGCCGGAGGUGUCGUUCAUGGGCUACGCAGUGGAAGGCGCGGUCGCGAGCGACUUUAAGCGUCACACGUUCGCGUGCACCGAGCGAGCGGUUGCCGAAGAAGGGUGCGUGCCCCUCACGGGCAACCAGUACCUCCGGAUGCUGGACUUUGACCCGGACUCGACCUGGCCGAUGUUUUGGCUGCUCGUCCUCGUGACUGCGUGCUAUCGGGUGACUGCGUUCUUCGCGCUGCACUUCUUUUGGACUGGACAGACGUACGCAGAGCGUUGGGCCAAGCUGGUUCAUUCCAACGCGUGACGAGCGCCGCGAGGAACUAUUAACGUUUGCCAGUUGACCUGAAUAAAUAUCAUCUCUCUACCGCG
Molecule: messenger RNA, 1586 nt
Organism: Micromonas commoda
Lineage: Eukaryota; Viridiplantae; Chlorophyta; Mamiellophyceae; Mamiellales; Mamiellaceae
Product: ATP-binding cassette superfamily
Exons: 1
Coding region: 37-1521 (494 amino acids)
Cellular component (GO): membrane
Molecular function (GO): ABC-type transporter activity
Source: RefSeq, a predicted model, not a curated record